AUGGUGCGCGUCACGGACGAGGGAUCCGUCUCAGCAACAUUCGCAGUGGCCAAAGGAGUAAAGCAGGACUGUGUGUCCGCUCCCUCCCACUUCAGCCUCAUCUUCUCUGCCAUGAUGAUGGAUGUCUACCCUGAUGAGCGUCCCGGGAUUCGCAUCUCCUGCAGGACCAGUGGUCAUCCUCUCAAAAGUCAGUGCAUGCUGACACCAACGCCUCUCUCCAUUGAAGAAGGAGACAAGAUCGCUGAGAUAAGAGCCGAACACGCUGCAGCAGUGCGAAGAAACGACGCCAGCUUUCAAGUCGCGGCUCAUUCGACGAGAUCCGGCCGCACAUUCAAAUUCGGCGAGGCCUAAAUUCUCGCGAGAGGGGACAACCGCGUGAACCGGGAGCUGCUUGAGUCGUGGUUUACUGGCCCUCAGUUCAUUAACAAGUUCAAUGACCUUCCCCUUCCGUACUCGGUGCUGAGACUUAGCCUAGACGGAGUAAUUAGCCAUGCGGGAAGCGCACAGGUGAAAACUUUUCCCAACGCCAGAGUCGGUAGGUCAGAUGGUCGAGCAAUCAUCACACCAACACCCAACGCACUUGAUGAAAUUGCAGCAAUUAACGACGCGAAUGUCGGCCAUCAAACAAUCAGCACACCAAGUGCAAUGAUCCCUGAUGAAGGGGGGGGGGGAGGGGAGCGUGAAUAUUCAUAGGUAUGUGGUAGCAUGGCGACUGCAUCCUAUAAAUACUGCAGCCCCUUGUGCAUGAACCACCCGUAUCUGUUUUUGUCGCUGACGAUGGGUUCGAGUAGGGAUCAGAAACGACAGGCUAAUAAAGCUCUUGUCCCAGCGAUCGUGUCUCCUUCCUCAAGACUGCUUCCUGGUACUCGUCUCUUCCCCUCUCCCCAUGACUACUAUUCACGAUCUGCAUUUCGCGUACGAUUGCGAGUUCAACACCGAGUCAGAAACAGACAUACAGCGGAGUCGGGCCGCCUUCGACUCCGGCUGCGCCAACUUCCGGCUGGUCAUCAAUACAGAAAAAAGUGAUGGUUAUGCAUCAUACGUCGUCCAAGUCUGCAUAAAGCAUUCUUCGGAUCAAAACCAAUGGUACCCAACUGAAGACCGUGGACAACUUCGCCUAUUUAGGCACCAUAGUCGAAGUGUCUCAGCAGAUCUCGAAAAUUAGCCAGGCCUUCGACCGGCUGUAUGGAAUCGUCAUGACCUCCGCCUCAACAUCAAACCCAUGGUUUACAUCUUGGUGACAUUGCUGUAUGUAGCAGAGAUCUGGACAGUUUACAAGAAACGAUACCGGAAACAAAUCAUUCCGGUCUGAGUUGUCUUUGGAGAAUCUAAAGGCGCUGAGAUGUCAGGACAGGAUCUCGGGCAUGUACAUUUUGGAACUGACAGGAAUCCGCGGCAUUCACACUGUCCUGAAUCAUCGACAAUUGCGACGAAGCGAUCAUAUCAUGAGGAUGAACGAUGAGCGAAUACCCAAACGAUUCCACUACUGAGACGUCGCUACGGCAGUUUGCCGACAAGGCGGCCAAACACGCCUCUAGAAGGACACCUUGAGGAGCUCCUUGAAACGAUUAUAAAUCAAUACGAAGACCUGGAAAACCUAGAAAAGGAUCGACCGGCCUGGAAAAGAACAGUGAAGACUGGGGAGGCCCCCCAUGAAGUCAACAGGAUUGUUACUGCCAAAGCCAAAAGAGCAGCUCGAAAAUCUCGAGCGUACCUGACUCACAUCUCCAGCGUCCCAUAUUUCCCAUCAUGGCCGCGUUGUCGGCGAACAUUCCGCGGACGGAUUACCAAGCGUUGCCACCUCUACCUAUCUCAACAUGAAUUGGUUGACCGGCUCAGACCGUCGACUGGUGCGAGUGGGGUCUACUCUCAGCACAUAAUUCCUCACUAUAAACAGCCUGGAACGCUUGAAUAUAUCACAGUGUGCUAAAAACCGUGGCUUGGAAGACUGCCAACCGAGGGGAUGGAUGAAGACUCAGGCUGCUAUGGCCUCUAUGGCAUUACCACUCAGUAAGGUUCCGAGCCGCCCUCCCUCUUUCUCUAGUCUUGGUCAGUUGUACAGGAUGGACCGGGGAGUGUAGUAGUACGCCUAGGUGCGGGUUUUCAAUGUGCCAGCCACCUGCGCCCCCUCCUGCCUCCGGUUCUCUUGAUUACUUCAUAAAACAACUCCCAGGUGGGGGAGGGGGGAAGGAGAGAGUGUGGUAGAUGCAGCGCAAGUCCACUAUCGCUAUAAAGGAAUUCACGCGCAAAACUGCCGUCCCUACUCCCAUCAUGGUGUGAAGCACACGGUAGGCAUACUCGGAAACAAGGAUCGAAGUGUCGUGUGGCACGCCCGCACGUGCCUGUCAUCUGAUCCACAUGAUUAGACUCCGUCAGACAUCACGGCUCGAAGAUAAGUGAGAUGUGUUCCUUCUUACAUGCCACGUGUUGCCCGUCACGACGACACUGGUUGACUGCAUCGCGUGAUCGCUGCAUGAGUGGUGUGACGCGUUUAAAGAAGAACCAAACGUCUGCCCUAGACAAAAAACCAUAUUCACAGAAAAGUCACGUCAAGCGCAAAUCGCUAGGGUUAACACUUAUCUACUGAUCAGCGUUGACGGCACAGUUGUCAUAAAUGGCUUGCGUGGAGUUUUAACUGGUUAUCUGCAGUCGGGUCCGGCAGAGACGGCCAGGCAGACGACAGUUCGGCCGUCGAUUCGACAAUGUCCACCGUAUGCUCCACAGCAAGGUGAAGUAGGCGCGGUGAUUGUGCGUGAAUUGGUUUGUGCGAGUUGACUUUCACAGCAAAUACCACACUCUCUUCUCCCCCACCUGGACCUGGUGUCAAGACAGAGUCCAUAAGACCUGAGGUGGGGGGAGGGCGCAGGUGGACGGUACGGUCGAGCACGCACCUGGGCGUACCAUUCCACAUCCCCUGGUUCAGACGGCAAAUGAUUGUGUUUUUGACCAAUCGACAAUAAUGGGAAGGGGGACGGGCGGCAGGGGUCCCAGUGUGCGCGACGCUUGCCCCCAACCGGGCCCGCCACCGCACUCCGAAAUGUUGGCAUUUGUUGUGGUGUGUAGCUCCGAUAACGCCUACCAGAAUCCGAUAUGGCCGCCGUAUUGGUCCAGCGCAUAUACCACGUUUAGGGGGCACGCCAGACAGACAUGUACAGUGACACGCCCGUGGUCUCCAACGGCACAAAGUGAUUGGAACUGUCGUUGCGGGUGAAGAGAUAAAAGCGUGGCAUGACUUGUCAAACCACGGAUAAACCCAUCCAUUUUUGCGAUAGUUCGACCGUCGCGAACGAUGCUGUCCACCGCGUGCCCCGCAUAACGGUUGACGCCGGACGGUGACUUGUGGAUGAAUUAGUUUACAGUGAUAGUCGGGAGAAGGAGGGAGUGUUGUGGAUGCAGCGCAUGUCUGCUGUCACCAUGAACUAAUUCACGCGCACUUCCCCAGCUCUGAGCCCACCCCUCUUGUGGGGCACAACUUAGACGUCGUCGGAAAGGAAGGUCGAACUGCCAAAGGGAUACCAGAACUGCGCAGCAUCUAUCGCACUCUCUCUUCCCUCACUCCCCCGGAACCGGUUGCAAGGCAGAUUCGGGACGACUGGAUGUGGGCUGAGACAUACAAGGCUAUACCGUCCUCCACUCGUGGCAAACUCGCCUGGUCUAGGCACGAUGGGCCGGAGUCUCAAGAGGGCGCCUUUGAUCUCACCCAAGUGGGAGCGCCAUGACGUCUGCUUCCAGAAGGAACCGUUGAGCUCGGCUCUCAGAUUACUGAAUGGCUCCUUUAACUGACACCCUUCCGAGCCACAACUUUUUGCGUGCCAUAGUAGAUUUAAGCUCAUUAGAGUUAUUAUUAAUGUGAAGUGGGCUGAUGUGCCAGGGGGAUAGAUUACCCAGUGUCGACCUCACUCCUCUUCUCCUCUCCCAUGCACCAGUGCACCGUCCGAGCUUAUCCACCGGCUGGCGCUCGGAUUUGUUAAACUGACUAGAUUCCUUUAUAUUUCCAUUGGCUUAAGAUUCAGGGUUAUUAAGAUGGUUUUUGUAAGAAUAACCUUUUUCAACUCCAGUAUUUUGGUUUGUGUUUGCUUACUUCGCUCCGAAUUGAGAUCGGAGUCAAAGGUAACUAGUGGGGCUAUGCCUUUUUUCUGAACCAAACAUGGGAUUAAUUAGCGAUGCAGCGUUUUACAUAGUCCUUGCACUUGCAGUGAAAUAAGCAUCCUGAUUACUUCGGGGAUAUGUUAAUACCGAAUGUUAGGGCUAGAUGCCUGUUAAAAACAAGAGCGAAGAUUAAGGCAAGGGCUCUGUUAUGUGGCCGAGGUCUAAAAUUAAGAUUUGGGCACUUGGAAGUGGUUGUGCAAAGUGAUUCGAGUAGUUUUUUAGAGGCAAAACACACAAAGGAUAAAAUUUUAAAUUUGGAAUCCCUUACUACUUUGCGUGUUAGUGAAUCCUUCACCGAAACCUGAGCAAGGCAUAUCCCUUUGCCAAAUGUAAGCCGUAACGACUGAAAUGACACCAAAGUUGACCUGAGAAUGAAAUAAUCACGAAAAGAUUUACUUUCAAUAACAUUCGCUUUUAGUGGACGACGAGAGGUGGGUUUUCUUGUGUUUGCAUCGUUUGAUUUCGAGCUGAAAGUGCGAAACGUCGCCCCAGGAACUAGCUCGAGAAGGAGCAAGUUUCAGGAAGAAGGGGACUUCCAAGGCAACGGAGCUGUUUGUUUAUUUUUCAACGCUUUCGAAUUCGGGCAGGCGUCCAUCGUCAGGACAAACAGCAACAGAGCAGGUGGCGGUUAUACGGGGGGGAUUAGCCAAUCAACAGCCAAUUCCGCAGGUCUGCAUGUGAUUGCUCAGGGCUCUGUAUUCAAUCGCCAAAUCCAUACAUCGAUUAAAUGAGUUCUCAUCGAGGGACCAGGCUUAAAUCAACUCCCGGCUUGUCUUGUUUUCGACAUGAGCAGUUAUCUUGGCGGCGCGAAGUUGAACUCGUGACCUGUUUCGAAGGUGCUGGCAGCAAUUAGUGCUAAUUAGUCAUCCUGCUCCACGGCCAGCUCAUGCUCACGAUUCAAACAUGCGCUCGGUCUGACCUCUGUAAUUACAAGCAAAAAUAACCAACGGUCCCGGUGGCUGAUCGAUCUCCUUCUUCAUUACUCAUUCAUGAUAACGUCCAGUACGACCAAAAUAACUCAAACCGAAGAAGUGAUCGCCACAUUCUUGAGUGGAAAGCAGGUAUUCAAUUCAAAAUAAGAAUCGGAAGGCAUCCUGAAAUACAGUCGGGUGUCCAGAAAUCUAAAAGUACUCUGAACAGAACGAGAAGUAUGUACGAGUUCGCCAAGGAGGGCCCCAUUGGGAGCUAACGUCUGAGGGCAUCACCAAAGUUUUGGUUGUGUGUACAGUAAUUUAGCCCUUAUUUACAGGUUACUGUCCGGAUUCGGUAGAUGAAUUUGCCGCAGGUUUAUGGGGGCUAAAGAAAGGGGUUCUGGCUAAUCUGAUUCCUGCAGGGACGAAGAUCAGACCACCUGUUCGCUGAUGUCCGAACUUAAACUAACCGCAAAUAUGGUCUUAAUUCUGCCUGACAAUCAGCCUGCCGGCGGUUUUAUAUGCUCUCAACCGACAGUGACUGUCUGAGUUGUUACGUACAUUUUUUGAUCAUCUAAUAUCAAAACGCGCACCCUUCUAUUUUCACUCAAAUUCUUUAUGUGUUGCAUCAGAAGCACCACUUUAUAUGGAUUGAGUAUUUCAAAUCUUGCGCAAGAGACUUGAAGAGGCGUACGACGAGACUCAGAAUGCACUCGAAAUUGAACAUCUUAUGAAGCUGUUUGAAUUCUGCCAAACAACUUUCUUCACUUUUGCUGGGGAGACCUAUGAACAAAUCAAGGAAACUUCAAUAGACUCACCGGUCUCCGGUUUAGUGACAGAACUGGUCCUACAAGAGUUAGAAAAGCUUGCUUUAAUCCAACACAAGCCGGUAUUUUAGUGCCGUUACGUAAACGACACGUUUGUCAUCGUAAAGAAGGACAUGCUGCAACAUUUCCACGGCCUGCCAAAUGCAGUCGUCCCUGAUAUAAAAUUCACGAGAAAUGAAGAGCAGGAACAGCAGUUGCCCUUCCUGGAUGUGCUUGUCAGACGAAACUUUAACGGCAAAAUUGAAACGACAGUUUAUAGGAGGGCAACGAACGCCACAUAGCUUCUCAGUUUUUGCAGCAACCAUCCGGUGGCUCACAAACGAAACUGUGUGAAGACGCUCUUCAAACGGAUCCAAACUCAUUGCAGCAAACCGGAGGACAGAGCACGUGAGGCUCGUUAUCUCGGCUACCAGUUUGUGCGAAAUGGCUAUCAGAGGACAUUCAUAAGUCGCCCAAGGGGACUCAAGCAACAACACCACCGACGAUAUGACAUUCUCUGCCUUACCUCAAGGGCAUUUCAGAAGCGACCUAGCGCAUUGCUGCGGAGCUGGGUUUUGGAAUUGCACAUCGCCCCAAAGCCACCAUGCGCAAAAGGGUCAUGAAAAUUAAAGACCGGUUAAAGCCUGAAGAGCAAUCUGGAGUAGUGUAUCGCAUACCGUGUCAAAAUUGUCCUUAUAACUACACAGGCCAGACUGGACGCAUGCUCGGAUCGCGCACACGCGAACAUAAGCUGGCUGUACGGCGAGGCGGCACAUUAUCGCAAGCGACCACCCACACCUACGACAUGGGUCACGAGUUAAACUUCGCAGCCAACAAAAUAGUCGCCCACGCCGGAAACGAAGCAGGCCGAGAAGUGAUUGAAGCCUGGGCAUCGGAUGAGAACUCAAUCAAUAGAUUUAUCGAUCUGGCGCCAGCGUACUGAGCCCUGCGCAGCCACCUCCAGUCUUGCGCAGUCGGUCGAUGAUUGGCUUACAUGCCCUAUAGCCUGUUUUGUUGCUGCUACUAUCUCUGACGAUGGACUCCUGCACGAGUCCGAAGUCUUAGGACAAUAAACAAAAUGCUCCGUUGCUCGACCCCUCUUCUUCUUCACUUAUGCAUACACGUGGAACUCGAAAUUUCGCCAUCAGACUUAAAAUCGUUUUGGAACUUUUUUACCUCUGUACAUUCGUUAAUCAGAAAAGGCCUGCUUUAAAAAUCAGGCCCCCUCAGGAAUAGAAGGGCCUUUGCAGGCCACUCCAUGAUCUCACGGCAAAUUGGUUUCUAUUGUCAGGUCCUCGGGAAAUUUAUUUCAUCGAACUUUGCAAGCUAGUCGGACUGGAGGAGAUGGAAAGGCCGCUAUGGUCGGCAGCUACGCCAGCCCGGCCAUUCUGCCUGCUCUACAAGUCGCACCUGGGCGCAAAGCCGAGUAGCGUGGGAGAAAAGCAAUUUUUCCCUGAGUUGGCGGAGACCAGCUAACGUAAGACGAUCUGCCCUCCCUGCCACUGGACGACGCUAACGUCGAACUGCCCACAUUUAAAUCGACCAAUCAGGGGAUGUCCGUGCGAACUUGUGCCACCCCCUUCUCCUGCCACUGGACGACGAUGAGGUCGAACUGCCCAGAUUUCAAUCGGCCAAUCGGGAGGCUAGAAGUGUUGAUCAGUAGUGUCUGUGCGAACUUGUGACACCAGGACAGAUGCGCACGAAGUUUUUGGCCAUCUAAAAACAACUCAGAGGAAAUUUUGACCUUUUUAAUUAGAAUGAAAUUUAGCAGAGUUGACGAUUUUUAAUGUUUGCCGUAAUUGUAAAAACACAGCACCGAAGAUAGGAAAUUAACUCAUUUGGUAGGCAAAUUGAGAAACGCAAACUUAGCAUGCAGCAUCCACCAGAAAGGCUAAGGAUACUUUUUCGACCGCACGGAGUGCUGAACUCGCAGGCCACAAAGCCACUUACACAGACGCGAAUCACGGUAUUCGCCUAGAGAUGGAGAUUGUUCAUGAAUCCAUCAGAAACCUUGGAGCGGUCUCAGAAAUGCGUCAUACUCCACUGCCAUCUGUUAUAGUUUAUCGUGGAAUUCAGAUUUUAUUGCUGGAUUCUGAUCACCAGCUCCGAGAACAUUUCAUAGAUGCGAAAGGCAAGCCCACAAUUUGUUGGCAGUACAACUCUAUGAAGGCACCUACAUCAGCGUCAGAGCCCAUUUGCUUUCAGUUCUACGAUUUGGUAGAAGCCUACGAAGUAAAAAAAUCAUUUACUUUCGUCCCGGGCGUAAGUAUAAGCUGUCAGGAAACGAUAUUAUCGAGCUGCCUACUCAGAACAUUGAUUCUAGGGAUUGUGACACGGUGAUUAUCUCAUCGUCUGCACUGAUGACAAGGCAAGCAGCGCAUGGAUGAAAGAAGGGACUCCUGACACAUGUUUGGAAUCCGUAAUUAGGGUGUGAAGCAUGUGUACUCCGUGAAUCAUCGUGAAGGUUGUGCAAACGAAUUCCGAAUGCAAGGACCGUAGUUAGCCGGCUUGUUAUGCAAAUCGAGUUAACUCCGCUACGCUACAGAAUAUAGGUGAGACAUCUGGCUCGACUGACACAUCUCUGGUGAAUGACUUUCAAAAGGAGAAGUGCUUGGGCGUUUUAUAUUUGCACGAAAUACAAUCGAUUUUCAUCCUGUGCUGACGAAGUUACGGUAGGACACGGUAACGGUACCUCCCCCCCCUGUAGUAGAGGUGGUCCUGUGCUAAAUUCCAGGGGGGGGGUUCAGUUUGGUUUAGGACACCUAUCAUAAGGGGCGUACGCAUUCCUGUGUCUUACAAAGGUUACUUUUGAAUAUCUUGACGAAGACAUCUAGCGACUUUCUUCAAGCUGACUUUUUCAAAAAAAUAGGUAAGACGUGGUUAUUUAGCCGCACCUGACGGACGCAAUAUUGUUGACCUACUUAAUUAUUUUGAGUUGAUGUGGUUACGUUGGCAUGGUGUUGCUGUGCGUCGAGGUGUGUGUUCUGCUGGCGGCCUUGUUUCUUUGUUGCCGUGUCCACCUUUUUCGGCCCAAUGCCGGUGGUCCUUCUCGACUUUCGGCCUGUCGUCUCCUUCUAAUAUUCGCGAUGGAUGUUUCAGGGUUAGGGUUUAGGGCUGCGGUUAAGGGUUAGGGGUAAAGGGUCAGGGUUGUGUUAGGGUUUGGGGCUUGGGGUUAGGGUAAGGAUCUACGGUAAAGGGUUAUGGCUAGGGUCUAGGACUAGGGGUUAGGGAUUAGGGUUAGGGCAACUAUUUCCCGGCCACUUAAAGUGCAACCGCGCAUUCCCAAUAGCUUUUCUUUUGCAUACAAAUUACUUGACUUCGUCGUCUGCGCGUUCCUCGACCUCACCUGUGAAAAACCCCUAUUACUACAGGUCCCGUAUUACAGGUGGCUGGGGUUUUUUUACCUCAGAUUGGGCUACAUAACCACAUCUGAUCAAAAAAAUAAAAACUAAAGUUUGCUCAUCGAGGUAAGGAAAACAUGAAUGAACUCAAGAAAAGCUAUAACUACGAGCUAGAGGGGCAAAACAUUUACAUCUUAAUUGCUUUGCAGGCAGCAACGUUUCUCAGAACAAAAGCGUAAAAAAGAAAUAUUGGCAAGGUCCUGGAAACUCUAGUUUACUGAUUAGUCAUAUAUCCUCCAUAGCUUAAAAAAUAUGUAUAACUGAAUAUUCACAAAUAAUCACAUCCAAAAGAUCGCACGAAAUGAUUCACAAAAGGACCGAUGCACGCAAGCUAAACGCGAUCAUUCGGCGCCAAGUGAGGAGGCUGAAUGACUUGUUGCCAUGGUAAAACGCCUGGAGUCGUUGAGCGGACAUGAGACAGUUGCGAGAAACUGUAGCGGCCGAAGACGUUGAGAGUAGCCCACACGGGACAACCUAAAGCACUGAAGGUAACUGCUGACUUCGUGCUAACUGAAGGAGGUAGCUAGACGCGCAUCAUUCUUAUGACGAAAUGAGCGCCUGCUUGAAAUACUUUUCUUGGCGGCGCCAAAUCCACACGGCAAAAACAACUACAAAUAUGCGUGUCCAGCUGCAAAACCACCCAUCAGCUGAGGUAUUUUAACACUAAUUGAUGGCAAUUGGGAGUGCAACGGAGCCCGUUUAUCCAACUACAAGAAGGAUUUUCCUACGUCUUAGCCUCGGCAAUUUAGUGUCCUCAAAAGAGGAAUUGGUUGAAAAGGUGUCUUCCACUAUUCAGACCACUUUCAACAAUCACGACUGAUCGAGCGAACGAGCCACUCUUCCGGCCAAAAACAAACACGUGUACCAUCUUCACCAUAUUAUUCAGUCUAAGAUUCAUAGCGAGGCAGUCGCAUAUACGUCCGUCGACACUGUUGUGGGCGCAGACGAGGCAGGUUUAUUAUCCAACAGAGAUUUUGAAUUCACCCGAGCCACAGCAACGCGUGGCCGGGCCCAGCUAGUGAUUUAUAAGGCAUAAGACGCUUGCGAAUUAAAUUGAUUCCGUCGGGAUUUCUUUACCAAAUAUACCCACAGAUCCCACAGAUAUGCCGGGCACAUAAUUAACUAGAGGAAUUUUUGGCGAAUUAGCACGAUUAGGUACGUGGGUCACUACUUAUUUACAAUGACCACGUUUAAUCAGAAGAAAUAUAACCGAGGAAAUAAUAACUUUGCAAAUGUAGGUUAUUUACCCUUAAGUCAGACUGACGGAUAAUCAGCUGGAAAUUUUCAGGAAAUGAAUGUUAAUAAAUACAAUGGAGACUGAGAUGGCCAUUCUGGAUUGUUAACCUUCGUCAACCGGUCAUACGAAAACCCCAGGUCAGGAUUAUCUGAGAUGGAUGACAUUUAACUAGUCAACGCUGAAUGACCAGAGAACCCCGAUUCUGGUCCCAUGUCAUCCGGACCUGGGGAUGGGUGUGGCUGUCUGGCGACGACCAAUAAGUCAGAAACGGCCGUCCCAGUCUCCCCUUUCUUUGUCGGUGGCAUUCUACAGAUAUAUCACCAAACGAUACGCGACUUCUUGCGAGGGUUCUACAUUGGACCCAAAGUCGCAACGGGACGUAGACAUAACGUAGCCUGAUCGCUUAACGCAUUCAACUUGUACAUCCUGAGGACAGGGUUGACCAUCUUGGUAUGAAGGAAGUCGUCUACAAGAUCCCAUGCGGUGCCUGCAAUGCGUAGAUUGUGCUCAAACGAGAAAAUCCGUCUGUGCCUGAAUCUACGAGCAUCAGCUGGCCGGUAAGAGGCGAGACCAUCCGUCCCAAGUGCUUAUGAACACCCUAAAUAUCGGGCACACUUUGGACUGGGAUAAAGCUCAAAUCGACGGCGUCUAUCCUACCAGAAAAAGCCGAGAGUUUUUCAAAGUCAUACAUUCGGGUGAGCCAGUACUUGAUCAGCAUAGUGAGCUAGAUGCCAUGUAUAAAAUCGCAAGGAAAUUGAGAGAAACGAGAACCAAUCGAUACAUGAUGACGCACACGGCGGCCACUUACAGGAGUAAACACCGAGUAAGUAUCGAUUUUUAGACAGGUUUGAUAUGUUAUCUGUUGCGGCAUAUUAAACGUCUGACGAGGACGUGAGAAACCAGGGUCAAAAAUUUACCCAAUAAAUUUUCCUACUUUUCCAAAGGAACGUAUAUGACUUCAAAUUAUAUUCCUUGGGAUGCCAUUUAUUGUAAAAAAACUCGAUAGAAAUCGAGUCACCCAGUAGUAUGGUCCACUUACAAAGGCUUUAAAAAUACAUAAUAUGACAAUAAUAUACUUACAGAUAUUUUGAAAGACGCAAGUCCUUGUGCUUACUAUUUAUUUUCUGAAAUGCAAAGUUGCAAACCAAACAGGGUCCCGAACGCGGGAAUCUUGGAACGCACCACAAUUCUCAACAGCAACUUCAGCAGCACUGCACGGUCGCCUCGCGAGGAUAGAUGACGACGGAUUACCCAAACGAUGCUUCUUCGGCGACGUUGCUACGGGUGCUCCCGACAAGAAGGGUAAAAACGACGCUACAAGGAAGCUCUACGAACCUUCCCAGGGAUUACGGAUUCAUUCGGAGACCCGGGCGAACCUUUUCAAUGGUCGACCGAUCUGAAGGAGAGGAGUAAAGACUGGAGCAUAGAUCUACGAAAACAAGAGGAUGGCAGCUCCCAAAGCCAAAAGAGUGGCUUGCAAGUCGCAAGCGCCGUGGUCCUAAGACCCAAAUCACCCUCUCGAACCAAUGCUGGCAGUGGGCAUUCUGCGCACGGACUGGCCGCGUCGGAUAACCUCGGACAACUGUACCUACUGCAUCCGACAACGCCUCACCGUCACCCUUCCAGCGAGCCCCCCACGACGACGAACACCACCACCGACGAGCAAAUUCCCGACUUCCAGCCGCCCAUUAUCACCAUAAUUCACGCCCCAGCGGCAACGGCGACUACCAUCACCCCCACUUCCACCACCGGCGUGAACACUCCCGACGUCCUACCACCCAUCACAGCCGCUCCCACCACCAACGACGCAGACUCGAUCCGAAUCCAUCCCCACUGCGAGCGCACCUUCACACCACGCAUCGGCCCAUACGUCACUUGA
This is a messenger RNA of Spirometra erinaceieuropaei, 12383 nucleotides long. NCBI's taxonomy places the organism in Eukaryota, Metazoa, Platyhelminthes, Cestoda, Diphyllobothriidea, Diphyllobothriidae. The record is from the annotation of a GenBank genome assembly.